Molecule: messenger RNA, 2064 nt
Organism: Rhopilema esculentum
Lineage: Eukaryota; Metazoa; Cnidaria; Scyphozoa; Rhizostomeae; Rhizostomatidae
Product: uridylate-specific endoribonuclease B
Molecular function (GO): RNA endonuclease activity
Source: RefSeq, a predicted model, not a curated record
AACUGCCAUUUAACCUAGUCUGUAUCCAGGUGUUGCAACUUGUAUGUUUGCUUUGGCAAUUAAUAUUGGAAUCAUAAACUUUCUGAUCUCCAACGUGCACCUGCUCUGCCACGAUGCUCCUGUACAAACUGGUUCUAUUGCUGGGAAUUUUGUCGUUGGCCUCAUGUCGAAGGAAUCGUUACAGACGGUAUAGAUUCAGGAAGUAUUUCAAUAGACGAUCGUGUGGGUCAUAUCCUUCAGCAAUAACCGAAAGCGAAUUGAAAGCCUUGGGUGAGCAGAUAUGGAGAGAAGAUACAAACAGAGUGCAGCAUGGGAUAGGAUUCAGACUGGACAUGCAAACAAACGCUGGCUACAAUGGUGUUGACUAUGCAUCUAGGCCGCUUUUCAAAUUCGUUAAUCAGUCGGUACUGCAAAAACCGUCUGUCAGAGCCAUGGUUGCCCUGUUUGAUAACUACAAAAGAGCAAUUGGAUCAUCAGAAUAUGUCAGUAGUGGGGAGAGAAGUGAAAACUGGAACUUCCUUAAUACUGUGACAAGCACUAGGCCUAUGGAGCUCGUAUACCAGUUCUUGCUAAGGAAAAAGGUCGUGUGCUCAUUGAAAGACUUCAAGAACAGUCUUUACAAUAUUUGGUUCAAUCUGUACGCAAGAAGAAGCAGCAAAAAACGAUAUACAAGUGGCUUGGAUUCGUCUGGAUUUGAGCAUGUGUUUGUUGGUGAAACUGACUCAUCCAAAGUACUCGGACUUCACAAUUGGAUUCAGUUUUAUUUGCAAGAGAAGAAUCGUAAUAUAGACUACAAGGGCUACAAGGGUUACAUCAAGCAAAGCUCAGUCUUCACAUGCCAGUUUUCAUGGUAUGGGUUACUGAAAUCGAUUGGCGGUGCAUUCGUUGGAACGUCACCAGAAUUUGACUUUGCCAUCUACAGCUUGACAUUCAUGUCAAAAGUGAGAAAUCCCAUAUAUACAUUUGGAGGUGACCGAGUUCGUGUUAAAUGUUAUGGCAUUGCAGGAGGAAAAAUUGGGACAUGCUACCCAAUUUUGCUGUAGAGACUGGUGCAAAUGCAGAAACAGCAAAUGUGAUGCAGAUUAAGACGUAUUUUAAUUUGUGUUGAUAGAAAAAGUUAUAAAUCAUUUGACGAUUAUUGUCGUUUUUAUCUCUUUAUGCAGUUCUGCUAGUAUCACAGGAGAUAAAAAAAUCUACAUUUUCUAAACUAGAAUUAGAGAAAAGGUUUUUUUACCCAACGAGUAUCUAAGAGUGAUCUUAUCGUGUAAACAGCCAAAGGAAGGAUUUUCAGAUUUUUAAUUUUUAAUUGUUACUCACCUGCCUAUCUUCCGAGGGCUGUUUUUAGGACACUGAGAAAUUUUGCUUAGUAUCUCCUCCUCUCAAUAUUACUAUACGUCAUGAUUCCUUCGCCUCGAAUCCUCACUGUAAGUGAAAGUUUGGUAAUGCCACUGACGCGAUCUACAUGCUCUUUGAUCUGUAGUUUACGAUCCUAACCACUAAACCAUCCCCAGCCGUCUAGAAUGAACUGCAAAGUUCUUCAUCAUAUUCAAAGCUGAAGCUCUCAGUUUCUUUAUGCAAAUAUUACGUUUUAAAAUUUAAGGCCCUUGCAAUGUCUUUUUCUUCGUGAAUUAUUUUCAUUCCAUGUCAGAUGGCCACACUCAUCGUACCAAUAUCCUUGGUCCUAUCAAAGUUUCCCUCAAGUUUGGUAACGUUUAUAUUACCCAAGAGUCUUAUCUUCAAGUAUAUCAUCGCUCUUGUCAUCCCAAAUUAUUUGACAGACUUUUUGUGAUGAAUAUCAGGUUGAUGCUUUUUCAAAGUAUAUGAAUAAGUCAAUAAAUGCGUUCGAUAAGCGAAGAGAGCAGACAUCAUUUAAGUUAUUUGUACGCUUGUUAUGCAUAAUGCAAAGAUUAUGAAGUUUACAAUGAAGAUACCCGAGUUAGAGUUACAAUUAUACAGAUUACCGUUAGAAGAUAAGGUUUUCUCAGUAUUGCAGCUGAGUCCAUUAAUUAACAAAGAUAAAAAAUGCUGUAUCACUUCAAAAGCUAAAUUUGCCUCAGGAGAAAA